GACAACCGUCGAGCUUGGCGUCAACAACAAUAAUAAAAGAUUGCAGCAGCAGGGUCGCCGUUUAUUUGUUUUUCUAAUUCACCGUCCCGUCGCCAACUCUGCACAUCACAUCUCUAAAAAACUUAACUCGAGUAAAAAACAAAAAAUGCGUUUGGUAAUUCAAGACAAUGCCGAUUUAGUGACCGACUGGGCUGCUCGAUAUGUUCUCAAACGGGUCAAAGAUUUUAAUCCCGGGCCUGACAACUUUUUCGUCCUUGGCCUGCCAACUGGAAGUACUCCACUCGGCAUGUACCGCAAAUUGAUUCAAUUCCACAAGCAAGGCCGAAUUUCUUUCCGUUACGUGAAAACGUUCAACAUGGACGAAUACGUCAAUCUGCCGCGUGAUCACCCCGAAUCGUAUCACUACUUUAUGUGGAACAAUUUCUUCAAGCACAUUGAUAUUCUACCGGAGAACGUGCACAUUCUGGACGGCAACGCCAGCGAUUUGCAGGCCGAAUGCCUUGCCUACGAGGAGAAGAUUAAAGGAGCUGGCGGAGUCCAUCUUUUCAUCGGAGGAAUCGGCCCUGACGGACAUAUAGCUUUCAACGAGCCCGGCUCUUCCCUCGUAUCCAGAACCCGUUUGAAGACUUUGGCACAAGAUACCAUCAUCGCCAACGCCAGGUUUUUCAACAACGACCUGUCAAAAGUUCCAAAACAAGCGCUGACGGUCGGUGUGGGCACCGUAAUGGACGCCAAAGAGGUGAUGGUGCUAAUUACCGGCGCCCAUAAAGCCCUGGCUCUCUACAAGGCUGUGGAAGAAGGAGUCAACCACAUGUGGACCGUCUCGGCCAUCCAGCAGCACCCCCGUGCUCUCCUCAUUUGCGACGAGGACGCCACGCUGGAACUCAAAGUCAAGACGGUGAAAUAUUUCAAGGACCUGUGGGAAGUUCAUAAUGAGCUGGUGGAAGAUGUCCCCAGCAAUCUUGAUCUCCUUCCUUCUUUAGGUUAAAACAAAACAGAAAGAAUUUGUGGGACGUUCACAGCAAAUUAGUCGACCCGCUAGACGACGUCAAGACUCCAGAUGGAACCCAGGCCUAAAAGAAAAUAAGACAAAGAAAUGAUGAUGAUGAUGAUGACGAUAUGGAAGUUUCGCGACUCCGCCCGGAAUUCUGUAGAGAAAUUUAUAUUAUCGGUCCAGACAGCCUUUGUGUGUGUGUGUGUGUGUGUGUGUUCGCACCGUAUCACAUCCAGAUUUGUUUUUUAUUCAUGUUUAUUUUUUAUUUUUUAUUCAAAUCUCUAUAUUGAAUGUUUUAGAUGUGAUGUUACAAAAGAAUUGGAGAAGGACA
Daphnia pulicaria is the source of this 1325-nucleotide messenger RNA. RefSeq names its product glucosamine-6-phosphate isomerase-like (gene Oscillin). The transcript has 7 exons. NCBI's taxonomy places the organism in Eukaryota, Metazoa, Arthropoda, Branchiopoda, Diplostraca, Daphniidae. Gene Ontology annotation, cellular component: cytoplasm. Gene Ontology annotation, molecular function: identical protein binding; glucosamine-6-phosphate deaminase activity. The record is from RefSeq and is a predicted model, not a curated record. Bases 146 to 988 code for a protein of 280 amino acids. Gene Ontology annotation, biological process: N-acetylneuraminate catabolic process; carbohydrate metabolic process; N-acetylglucosamine catabolic process.